AUGUCACCACCUAAUUUUAUUAGCAGCAACAAGGAAGAUAUUAAGUCUUCUGAAGGCAAAGAAAACAUGACAUUUAAGAAAAGUCACUUUUUCCCCAAAAACACCUCCUCCACAGCGCGCCUCCUCAGCAGCCUCCGACUCCGGCAGCUCCCUCGCCCGAGUUUCCCCGCCCCCUCCCCACUCCCUCGCGUUCUUUUUUUGUCCCCUCGCUGCACAGGAUCACCGGCGUGCCCCCCCACCCCCCCCACCAAGUCAGACGCAGCCGUGGACACCAGCUCCGAGAUCACCACCAAGGACUUGAAGGAGAAGAAGGAGAUUGUGGAGGAGACGGAGAAUGGAAGAGAUGCUCCUGCCAACAGGAGUGCAGCUAAUGAGGAAAAUGGGGAACAAGAGGCUGAUAAUAAGGUAGAUGAUGAAGAAGAAGGUGGGGAGGAAAAGGAGGAGGAGGAAGAAGGUGAUGGUGAGGAGGAGGAUGGAGAAGAAGAUGAGCAGGCCGACACAGCUACAGGCAAACGGACAGCUGAAGAUUAUGAGGAUGAUGAUGUUGAUACCAAGAAGCAGAAGACUGAUGAGGAUGACUAGACAGCAAAAAAGGGAAAGUUAACUCAAAAAAGGCCGCCGUAACCUAUACACC
This is a messenger RNA of Perognathus longimembris pacificus (Pacific pocket mouse), 634 nucleotides long. RefSeq names its product prothymosin alpha-like. Gene Ontology annotation, molecular function: histone binding. The record is from RefSeq and is a predicted model, not a curated record. The coding region runs from base 1 to 582 and encodes 193 amino acids. NCBI's taxonomy places the organism in Eukaryota, Metazoa, Chordata, Mammalia, Rodentia, Heteromyidae. Gene Ontology annotation, cellular component: nucleus. Gene Ontology annotation, biological process: negative regulation of apoptotic process; positive regulation of transcription by RNA polymerase II. The transcript has 2 exons.